Sardina pilchardus (European sardine) is the source of this 763-nucleotide messenger RNA. RefSeq lists its product as uncharacterized. The transcript is spliced from 4 exons. Bases 1 to 714 code for a protein of 237 amino acids. NCBI's taxonomy places the organism in Eukaryota, Metazoa, Chordata, Actinopteri, Clupeiformes, Clupeidae. The record is from RefSeq and is a predicted model, not a curated record.
AUGUGUGAAGGAGGAGUCACAGUAGAGUGGUAUCGCCAGGACCCAGGAUCUAAACCAGAAUUCAUCAUCAUGCUGUCUGAAUCCAGUGUCAACAAAGUGGACUCAACUUCUCAUCCCCGUGCCUCUGGUAACGUGGAUAAAGACUCUAAAGAGGUUCAUCUGAAUAUCUCAUCAGCUGAGGUCUCAGACUCUGCUGUCUACUACUGUGCUUUGAGGCCCACAUGCAGACCAGUCAUGAUGGUAUCUGGUAUAUUCCUGCUCUUGUCUCUCUUAAUAGGAGAAUCUGUUGGGAAUACCAUAACACCCUUGCAUUCUUCAGUGGUCAUCAGUGAGGGAGAAAGUGCCACUUUCUCCUGUAACUAUAGUGGCAAUGUCAAUAACUUGCAGUGGUAUCGGCAGUAUCCCAACUCCAUCCCAGAGUUCCUCUACCUCAUGUUUGAGAGUGGCUCUCCUACAGGUUCAGUUCCUCGUCUGACUCCCUCCAUAAGGAAAGAGGAAAAGCGCGUGUUUCUGGAGCUCUCCUCUGCAGAGGCGUCUGACUCUGCUGUGUACUACUGCGCCCUGGUGCCCACAGUGACAGGAACUCAGACUCUGCUGUGCAAAAACCUCUCAGAUGUGCAGGAGGAGGGAGAUCCAACAUGUCCUCUUCACAGGCAGCACAUUCAUUUAUAUACUCUGACUAUUACAGUAAUCCUGUCUGCUGAUAGAUUUUAACUCAUCAACACUGUACUGAGCUAUAUUUUUCAUGUGAAUUAUAAUACUC